GUACGUUUCAGGGAAAGAGAAAGAUAAUUCACACAUGCAGAAGUGUUUGCCUCUCUGCCGUACACAGCUGUCUACCAUGGAAAAAUUGUACUGAUCCACAAAAAUGGCUCCAGAACUUCCGGAUUCCACCACCAAACUGUCCACCACAGCUUUUAUUCCGGACCUUCAAAAAGAAGCCACAUUUCUACCUUCAUCACAGGAUAAUCUUCUAAACAAAAUGACAGACGGUUCAGAGACAGCUCCAGAGAAUCAGUACACAAAACUGCGGUGGUUACUAACCAUUGCUGGACUGAUCUUUUAUGUGGUGGACAUUUGGACAGAUGUUUUACUGGCCCUGAAAUAUUUUCAAGAGAAACAUUUUGUGUGGACUGGACUGACUCUGAUGUUUGUUUUGGCGGGGCUGCUGGUGACACAGAUCUUCAGUUAUGCAUGGUACUCGGGCGACAUGAAUGAUCCUGAAGAGAAAGAAAACGUACCAAGAAUGUCCAAAGGUGGAUUUGCUGCCCUGCACGUAUUUGGCAUGGGCAUCUUCACCAGGUAUUACCACCUGCUGAAACAAGGGUUCAAAGUGGUUUGGACAUCGAAUUCCUCUUCAGACGAAGAAAAGAAAGCUGUGCACCACAAACUGUUUUGUCUAGCUGCUGAUCUGAGCAUGCUGAAACUGUUUGAGUCUUUCAUUGAGAGUGUUCCUCAACUGCUUCUACAGCUAUACAUAGUGAUGGGCCGCUCUGAGUGUUCGGUCAUGCAGUGUUUAUCUAUGGUGUUCUCCUUCUUUAACGUCGCCUGGGCCCUGGUGGACUAUCGUCGCUGCCUGCGUAGAUCCCUCCCUCAAACCAUAGAAAUGCCCUCUGGCCUUCCCACAGCAGUCUACCUUUUCUACAAACUCUGUACCAUCACCAGCCACAUUCUCAGUUGCACCCUUCUCCUCAUUCUGAACACCUACAGCACAAUAGCCCUUACCAUCCUCUGGCUGCUAGGGACAAUCUGGGCACACUCGCUUAAGACCAACUUCUGCUCAUCCAGAAGCCUUGAGUUUCUGUACCGAGCUGUCAUCGGAGUCAUCCUUACAUUUACCUUUUUCAACGUCAAAGGACAAAACACCAGAGCUGAAAUGAUCAUCUACUACUUGAUCCAUUCUUAUAUAAAUAUUUCGGCUCUUAUACUACUGGCUCUGUUUAAACCAGAGUUAAUGAUGACCACGUUUCUGCUAACGGUCAUUGGUUUAAUUGUUGGAUGUUCGGUGCUGGGGCUGGUGUUUCUUGUACUGUACUAUCUCUUCCUGCACCCCAAAGAAACUGAGCCCCGAGUGUCAGAUGAGGUGGAUGGCCCCGGAAACAAUACCAGAAACGAGACCAACAAAAGAAUAAGCAACUUUAUACAGCCUUAAAGAACUUUUUAAAAUCAUAUUAAUAUUGUGCUCAUUAUUCAUUACAUGUUAAUGCUGCUAUCAUGUUAUCCAACCUGAAGUAAAGUUUGCCUUCUCA
Molecule: messenger RNA, 1484 nt
Organism: Larimichthys crocea (large yellow croaker)
Lineage: Eukaryota; Metazoa; Chordata; Actinopteri; Sciaenidae
Gene: xkr9
Product: XK, Kell blood group complex subunit-related family, member 9
Exons: 4
Coding region: 104-1387 (427 amino acids)
Cellular component (GO): membrane
Source: RefSeq, a predicted model, not a curated record